Cercospora beticola is the source of this 1148-nucleotide messenger RNA. RefSeq lists its product as uncharacterized. Gene Ontology annotation, biological process: regulation of transcription by RNA polymerase II. The record is from RefSeq and is a predicted model, not a curated record. Gene Ontology annotation, molecular function: cyclin-dependent protein serine/threonine kinase regulator activity. NCBI's taxonomy places the organism in Eukaryota, Fungi, Ascomycota, Dothideomycetes, Mycosphaerellales, Mycosphaerellaceae. Gene Ontology annotation, cellular component: nucleus.
CCGCUCUGGGCAAGCUGCUUCUCGGACCACGCUCAGGCAUUUGCACGAGCGCUCACUGUUGAGUCGCUGACGACUCUUGUCGACCACGCGCGCCUACAGUACCAUCGGACUGAGUCGGAAAAAUCACCUUUCCUAUACCGUUCGACGCUAUGAGCAGUACGUGAACGACUAGUGUUGGCAAGUUGUGCACGCAUCUAUUCUGGUGACCACUCAUCGAGAGACCGCUCUGCGAUCAGCACAAUAUGGCGCCAAUGCCUUCGAUCGGGGAGCUGUCGCAUUUGUUGAACACUUUAGCCACAUCUCUUCAACUCGAAACGUCGGCUAGUCAACUAGAUGGCCUCCCGCGAGAUCUCGAGGAUUCAAUCCGGUACGAGACUGCGCGGCAUGUCCAAGCCGCGGGAAUUCUCCUCCACCUACCACAGGAGAUCAUUGCCCAGAGUCUCGUCAUACUGCAGAGAUAUUGGACAGGCCCCGAUGGCGGCAGCAUGCUUCUCUACGACUCGAAGCUCGUUGGAGCCGCAGCCCUUUACCUCACUGCCAAACCAUCAGCCCAUCCUGUCAGCGCGCGACAGGUGCUCUUGACUUUUCAGUAUCUGUCAAAACUAAGCCCUGAUCAGAUAGCCUCUGCAGAGGAGCAAAGGCGGCGCGCAGAGUCGUGCAACUACAUCGAAGGGCUGUACGAAGCUGAGAGGCAAUUCCUCUAUGAGAUUGAAGCAAACAUGCUCCGAAUCCUUGGCUUUCAGACUCAUGUGGCGCUGCCACAUACGUUGUGCAUCAACUACCUGCAGACGAUGGACGUCUUCCAGUCAGGAGCAGGCAAAAAAGUGGCCAGAGUCGCCUUCAAGCACCUGAAUAGUGCACUGCUGAGUCCACAGCUGCUUUACCUUACGCAUCAGCCGUCUGCCCUCGCAACAGCAGCGAUCUACUUGGCCGCCCGCGAAACUAAUGUGAAGCUUCCAGAAGUUGAAUGGUGGGAGAUCUUUGAUGUGGAUCGCGAGGAGCUUGGCUUUCUCGUUGUUGCGCUGAGAAGUAUCGAAGGGUUUGCGCUUGCAGAAAAGCAGAGAUGGAGCGGCCGCCGCGUGCCUUUGGACUCGGACGAACUCAGAGCAGAGAUCGAGAGACGGAGGACCUUCGAGGCUGGAGAGUGA